Messenger RNA from Brienomyrus brachyistius, 2273 nucleotides. It is a transcript of the gene capza1a, whose product is annotated as capping actin protein of muscle Z-line subunit alpha 1a. The record is from RefSeq and is a predicted model, not a curated record. The transcript is spliced from 10 exons. Bases 113 to 973 code for a protein of 286 amino acids. Gene Ontology annotation, cellular component: actin cortical patch; F-actin capping protein complex. Gene Ontology annotation, molecular function: actin filament binding. Lineage: Eukaryota; Metazoa; Chordata; Actinopteri; Osteoglossiformes; Mormyridae. Gene Ontology annotation, biological process: barbed-end actin filament capping; actin cytoskeleton organization.
CCAGUAGUGGGCACACGACCCAUUUCUAAGACGAAAACUGACAAACUGGGCGAGUAGCAACGUUCCCAGGAUGCACCACGAAUGAAAAAAAAACGGGUCCAGAAGAGCCAAGAUGGCCGACGUCGAAGAUCAGCUUACUGAUGAGGAGAAGGUGCGUAUAGCUGCCAACUUCGUCAUCCAUGCUCCCCCUGGAGAGUUCAACGAAGUCUUCAAUGAUGUGCGGCUUCUGCUCAACAAUGACAAUCUCCUCAGGGAAGGAGCAGCUCAUGCUUUUGCCCAGUAUAAUAUGGAUCAGUUCACCCUUGCCAAAAUAGAAGGGUAUGAUGACCAGGUCUUGAUCACGGAGCACGGUGACCUGGGUCAGGGCCGCUUCUUCGACCCACGCCACCGGGUGUCCUUCCGCUUCGACCACCUGCGCAAGGAAGCCAGCGACCCGCAGCCCCACGAAGGCGAGGCGGCGCUACGCUCGUGGAGGGACGCCUGUGACUCCGCCCUCCAGGCCUACGUCAAGGAGCACUACCCCACCGGCGUGUGCACGGUCUAUGGGAAGACAAUUGAUGGGCAGCAAACCAUCAUUGCCUGCAUUGAAGGUCACCAGUUUCAGCCCAAGAACUUCUGGAAUGGCCGCUGUAGAUCAGAGUGGAAGUUCAGCAUCAGCCAAUCCCAGUCUCAGGUGGUGGGAGUGCUGAAGAUCCAGGUGCAUUAUUACGAGGAUGGCAACGUCCAGCUGGUCAGCCAUAAGGACGUGCAGGAGACCCUGACGGUGUCUAAUGAAACCCAGACAGCAAAGGACUUUGUGAAGAUCAUUGAAAGUGCAGAAAAUGAGUAUCAGACGGCGAUCAGUGAAAACUAUCAGACCAUGUCGGACACCACGUUCAAAGCCCUACGCCGGCAGCUUCCUGUAACUCGUACCAAGAUCGACUGGAACAAGAUCCUCAGUUACAAGAUUGGCAAGGAGAUGCAGAGCGCCUAGACGUGCAGUCCGCUUGCCGCAAAGACGAAAAGAAACUAAUUAACGGGGCAGAAUACAUGGUGUGCUCUCACAGAAUGUAUCUAGCGCGUUCAUGUUUCAUUGGUUCAAAGGCGCCAAGGUUUGGGAUUUAUUUUGGUUUUGAAAAGGGGAACGAUUUUGCCUUCCUCAGCCUACUGUAAAGUGGUUUGUUACUUUGAUGGAAUGAACAGUGACUUAUUGGCAAAUCUGUGAUUUCUUCUUGCAUAUUGAACAAAGCCCUCUAGUGAUACUGGUAAUGCCCCUCUGGUCCAUGUAUUUGUGCCACCAGUUUAAGUCUGUGUUCCCUAGACUGUAGAACCUGUAAUUUCUCCAUAAGCAGCACUCUUAACAGCUCUAAGCAUGUUGCACUAAGGUCUAUACAAACUGUUUACCUUAACUUCACUGUCCACUCUCCCGCCACUGAAAAACUAACUUUAAAAAAACCUACUAAAAAUGGUAAAAAAUUUUCUCAUAAUUAGUCUGUCCCAAUGAAUUUUCUAUGUUUUGUUUAUAUGUGUUUAUAUGAACACAUAUGAGUUUUUUUUUUUUUUAUGUCUUAAAGAACUGUACCCUUACAGACUGUAUGCUGUGCUUUGGCCGAUACCUCCUGUUCACAAUCUGCAUCUAUGCCAACAGCCAAUAGGGUGAGAGAAGGACAAGUGCUUCAUAUAGGCACCUUCACACCAGUGCAACUGAUGACUGCUAGCUAUUUCAUGAUGUUAGCCUGCUGACCCCCUCUGGCAUACAGUAGACAUUACAUAUAAUGGUUAGAUAAAGUCAGUCUCUGUUAUGCCAUUUUUGCCUCGUCCUUAGUUUUUAAUUGCUAUUUUUUACAAAAAUGAAAGAACAAACAUGUAUAAUUCAAAAGGAAUAAAGGAUUUGCACCAAAAUACUAUGAUUUAACAACUUUUUUUCCAAUAUGUCAACUUCAGUUGUGUUCUGAAGAUCAAGGACCUCACUUUUCUUAUUCGAACAAAAUGAAUUGAGCGGGAUGAGUACAACUGAUUUUUUCCUGUUGCCUGUGUUUGUUUUGAGCUUUGUGUUUGCUUUGAUGGAAAUCACCAGUGUUACAGGGAAAUCAUAAAUGUAUUUCGAUGGUAUGUUAUGUGGAUUCAAUUCUUCCACAGAUUUUUUUAUGGAACUUUUGGAUGGGACUGUGUGCAGUAUCAGUAUGCAACAUUGUAGAAGAAAUCAGAAUUUAUAUUUUCUCUGCUUGCUUGUUCACUCAUUUAUUAGUAAUUAACUAUUAAGGCUUGAUAUAAUUAAAAGAUAAAGUUUGGGA